AAAUUAUGUAUUUUUUUUUAUUACACACAUAUUAGGCAUGCAUUGAGCACCAGUAUGGAUAAUAUCCUAAGAAGUAUAAAAAGGGGAGUUGGCUGAUAUCUCAUAAGGAGUGAUGGUCCCGUAUGAGCACCAUCAGUAGGUGGUUAAUUAUGGAAUUUCACUUUGAUGUUUGGGUGUUGGACAGAUACGAUGGUGUUGUUAGCUUACGUGGAAGCAAUUGCGAGUUUCUGAAGUUGCAUGGCUUGCAUGUUUCUGUUAGAAACGGUGCGCAGGUCCACUAACCAGGCUUCAAGGUGUAAGUCUGUUGUAGACAUUUAACCAUGAAAUUUCACUUUGAUGUUUGGGUGUUAGACAGAUACGAUGGUGUUGUUAGCUUACGUGGAAGCAUUUGGGAGUUUCUGAAGUUGCAUGUCUUGCAUGUGUCUGUUUAAAACGGUGCGAACGUCCACUAACGAGGUCUCAAGCUGCAAGUCUGUUCUAGACAUUUGUCGGUUCAUAUAUAUAAAGUGCAAGAUUGUUCGCUUUUGCAGUCUUCUUGCUUAGUUCUUUUGUCGAAGCUUUGAAGUUACUGCUAGCUGUUUAAGUCUCCUGCUGGUGCAAAUUGUUCAAGGAUCAUUAUCAAUGGCUGAUCGGUUAGUUUUGCUUUGUUAUCUGAGUUCUUGUGUUUGAUGUAUUAAAGCUUUUGACUUAUAUCUUUGGUUAGGAUCAGUUUUGAUUAUUUCUAUCUGUAUGCUUAUUUGUAUGAAUAAUUUUACAUUUUCUUAGACUGGAGCUCAAUAAAUUUCUUGCAUAAGUAUAUUUAUUAUUAUCGUUUAACAAAUAAACAAUGCCACCAAAAAGAAAAUAUGCUACUCUUCAAGAACGAUACCAGGAAAGAAAUAGGAGACGGCGAGAGCGUCGUGCUAUUGAUAGGUCAGAAGCAGGUGGGAAUUCUAGCACAGGCACUUCCACUAUAGCAUUAACGGCAAUCCAAAUCUGUCCUCAGUAUAUUGAAUCGGUAACUGGUGUUUCGGAACAACCAGGAAAAUCUAAUCAGCAAAAGAGAAGAAAGCGUGAUUCUUCAAGUUCAAAAGCUGCUAUGAUUAAUCUAGAUCAGAAUUGUGAUACUAUUUUGACUUCUACAGAGUCAGAAUCAAUACCUGUUGAAUAUAUUCGAUCAACAUCUGGUAUUCUACAAGGAGCUGAUAAUGUCUUAACUUCUGGCAAGUUAGAAUCCUUCCAAGGUACACAGAAUUCUCAAACAGCAAAUGUUAUUCACGCCUCUGGUAUUGACAUUCCUUCAACCAGUGCGGGGAUAAACAAUGAUAGUUAUCAAAUUGCUUCAAGUAGUACAGCAAUAAACAAUGCCACUCUUGGAUCUCAAAAACCUGCCCGGCGAUCUCAACAAUGUCGUCAAAGACAAAAAAGAGAUAUUCUGCGAGACAUUGCUACAGAAUCAAUGACAUUACCAGAAGCUCCUUCUUGUAAACUCUGUGGAGCAAAAAAAUUUCACUUAGAGCCUCCUGGUUUUUGUUGCUCAUCAGGUGAAAUUCGACUCCUUGAAACUGAGAUGCCUCGAGAAUUGAUGUUACUAUAUCUCAGUGACAAUGAUGAGGCUACAGACUUUCGCAAUUGUAUACGAAGCUAUAAUAAUAUGUUUGCUUUCACUUCAAUAGGAAUGCACUGUGAUAAGGAAUUAGGGAAAAAGUACAAUGGUAUAUAUACCUUUCGAGUGCAGGGUCAGAUGUAUCAUUUUAUAAAUCCAUUAGUUCCUGCUGAUGGUCAAAAGCCAGUAAAUUUGCAGUUAUAUUUCUAUGAUACUGAGCAUGAAGUAGAAAAUCGUCUGUCCAUAUCAAACAAGUUCAUAGAAAAUUUGAUAGCAAUGUUGGUUGAUCUAUUGAAAGUAAAUCCGUACUCAUCAUUUUUCCGUGGAUUACAACACUUGCCUGAUCUAGAUGAAUACAAAAUAAUGUUGCAAUCAAAUCCAACAGUUGAUCAGCACGUUUACAACAAGCCAACAGUUUCACAAGUUGGUGCUCUUUGGACAGAGUCACAGACUUCUGAUCAAACGAAUAGCAAACACAUUCAAGUAUAUUCAAAAAGUGGGAAUGCUCAGAUUGUGAAACACUAUUAUGGCUGCUAUGAUUCAAUGCAAUAUCCAUUUAUAUUUCCUAAUGGAGAACCAGGAUGGCAUCCAGGCAUAGAAAAACUUUCAAGUCUACAAAAUAAUGCUGCUUCAGGUCAAACCUGUCCAGGAGAAAGAACAAUUCCAGUAGAUAUGUUCAUGACUGCAGAAGAUGUUAUACAUGCUGAAAAUCAAGUUGCAGCAAAACGUAGCAAAAAGCGAAAAUAUGUAUCUUGCAGAGAAUAUUAUUGUUACAAACUGCAGAUCAGACAUGAAGACAAAUCAAUGCUCUUGCAUAUUGGAAGGCUACUCCAGCAAUAUGUGGUUGACAUGUACGUGAAGAUUGAAACAUCACGACUUGAUUUUUUCAAGAAUGAUCAGUACCAGAAUCGCCUUAGGACAGAGUUAUAUCAAGGUCUUCUUGAUAGCUUAUCAGCUGGACAAACCAAUGGCUCAAAUGUUGGUAAAAGAUUCAUAUUGCCUCGUAGCUUUAUUGGUGGUCCACGCGACAUGAAGCGUCGUUAUUUAGAUGCAAUGACUUUGGUUCAGCAGUAUGGCAAACCAGACAUUUUUUUAACAAUGACCUGCAACAAAAAUUGGCCAGAAAUCAAGAACCUUUUAUUGCCAAAAGAGAAGACAGAGAAUAGACCUGAUCUGGUUUCUCGAGUUUCUCGAGCUAAGUUGCAAAUGUUAAAGAAUGAACUUUUCAAGAAACAUAUUUUUGGCAAAGUUGCAGCUUACACAUAUGUUAUUGAGUUUCAGAAACGUGGUCUUCCUCAUGCACAUUUUCUCAUCAUUCUCAAGCAUUGCUCUAAGUUAUUGAGUCCUGAAGCAUACGAUCGCAUUGUUUCUGCUGAGCUACCUGAUAUUCAUAUACACAAGCAUCUGCACUCUUUAGUAGCACAACAUAUGAUGCAUGGACCCUGUGGACAAAUGAAUCCAAACUGUGCUUGUAUGCAGAAAAAUGAAAUUUGCAAAGACAAAUAUCCAAAACAAUUUGCCGAAUCAACAAGACAUGGUCAGAACUCUUAUCCAAUCUAUCGACGAAGUGAUGACAAAAGGACUGUCAAGGUUCGAGGACAUCAUUUGGAUAAUCGAUGGGUAGUUCCUUACAAUGCAUAUCUUUUGUCCAGAUUUGACUGCCACAUGAAUGUAGAGAUAUGUUCUACUAUACAGGCAGUUAAGUAUAUUUAUAAAUACAUCUAUAAGGGUUAUGACAAGAUACUAUAUCAAUUCAGCAAUGGAGAAGAAAAUCAGAUGCUUGAUGAAAUCAAGAACUUUCAAUCAGCCAGAUGGAUUUCAGCGCCAGAAGCUAUGUGGAGAAUAUAUAGUUUUGAUCUUAAUGAAAUGCAUCCCUCUGUAAUGACUCUACCAGUACAUCUAGAAAAUCAACAGCCAAUAACUUUUCCAGAUCAACAAUCUGUUGAUGAUGUUAUCAAAAAUGCACAUUUGAAGAAAACUAUGCUCACAGAAUUCUUUCAGAUGAAUAAGUAUGACCAUUUUGCAAAAAAUUUGAAUUGUCUAUAUACAGAUUUUCCUCAAUAUUUCGUAUGGGAUGCUAAGUCAAGAUACUGGUCAUUGCGACAGCAAAGAGAUGUAAUUGGAAGAAUUGCUGGAGUUCAUCCUUCUGAAGGUGAAAGUGAAAUAGAAGAGCUGUGUAUUCCCAUUACUGAAAUAGGACAGGAAAAUGAAGAUUGGGUUGCAAAAGCUAUUCUCAUUGAGAAAACAGCUCCUCGUAUCAGUAAAGAUGCAAGCACUACAUUCCAGAAAUAUCUCUUCCUUGACAAAGAGAAAAGUACAAUCCAAGCUGUCUCAUACACAAGAGACAUACAACCUCUAGAUCAAGCACUUGUCUUGUACUCUACAUACUACAUUGGCAAUGCAAAGGUGGAGCCUAUAACAAUAGAAAAUUUCAGAUACUGCACUUCACCAUUUCAACUAACCUUGACCGGAGGUACAUUCAUCAAAGAAGCAGAUCAAGAAAACCAGUAUCCUAUUGAUCAGUGCUACAAUUUUACACCAUUCAAAGACUUCUAUAAGUACAUGGAUACAAAUACAAAUUCGAUAACUCUGCUAUGCACUGUCAUUGGAGCUCUUCCCCGCCGCUUCAUUGCACGACAAAGAGGCGAUUGUCCAAUUCAAGAAUUCAUCAUCCUAAAUCAAGAACAAAAGCCGAUGAUACUUACAAUGUGGCCAGAAUUCAUUGACAUUGAAGCACAACACCUUCUGAGGAUCUUAAAUCAGUCCCCGACAUUGAUUAUAACAAGAGCCAAAGUGACUUCAGUGCAUGUUUUAUCUGUCGAGACACAAACAAUGAGUGCUAUCUUGUUUGAUCCACAAAUCCCUCAAGCACUAGAACUCAAAAGUUGGACCAAAGCAAGCAGACCUUAUAUUGAGCAAGUUUUAGCACAAAAACUUUAUGAUGCAGCUCAUCAAAGAGUCCAACCUCCUCCUGAAGAACAUAUGCACGACAUCAGCUAUGCACUAAAUACUCCUUAUCUGCCAUUCUGGAUCAAAGCCAAAGCAAAGAUAGUUCAACCUCAACAUCGACUCUAUAUCCUUACCUGUCCAGCUUCUAAUUGCAAAAAACAAACUGGAGCUCAAGCAAAUUUCAACUUCUUAUGCUGUCAUUGCAACAUGACAUUUGCAAAACCACUGCCAAGGCUCAAGUUCUUAGUGCAACUGUCUGAUAGUACUGGAACAAUUACUGCACAAAUUGAAGACCAGCAUGCUCAGCACAUUCUCAACAUCUGUGCUGAAGACAUACUCUACAUGACACUAAAGAACCAAGUUCCAGAUAUUGCAGACAUCAAUAUGAAGCACCAUAUGAGCACAUUUCGUUUUCAAGUCAGGAAAUUCACUCAUCCUCUACAAAACACAAUUGUAGCAAAGUACAACAUCCUGGCUUGUCUACCAAUUGCAGAUCCUACAGAAACACCCGCACCAGCAACCAAUGAAGCCUCAUCAUCAAACCUACCUGAUCAACAAAUUGCAACUGAAGAUUCAAGCAAAGACACAACCAAUCCAGCCAUCGCACAAGCUACAGCAACUAAGAAAAGAGAUCCACCAGCAACAAUCACUGACCAGCCAAAGCACCAAAAAAUCGACUAAAAUCAUGCACCAUUCCUAUGUUUUGCAUCAACUUUUGAGAUCAGUUUGGUGGCAUAAAGUCACCUAUUUUUGCCAAUGACCACCUUUUGCUAAUGUACAUACCAGCUUUUGCUACUUUUGUCUACAGUUCUUGAUCAAACCUUCUACACUAUAGUGAACAGCUUUUCCUAAUGUACGAACUACCAGAAUGCAAUGUAUGCACAUAUAUUAUAAACUAUUGCCUUCUGUAAAUUCACAUAAAAGUUCCAAGUUUCGACUUAA
Molecule: messenger RNA, 5476 nt
Organism: Coffea arabica (coffee)
Lineage: Eukaryota; Viridiplantae; Streptophyta; Magnoliopsida; Gentianales; Rubiaceae
Source: RefSeq, a predicted model, not a curated record